AUGGCUGAAACUGGAGCCGUUUUGUACAGCCCUUGCGCCCAGCGUCUGAUAACAAUCAUUGAAGACUUUCAGCUAGAACUGCUGACGGAGCCGGGUACUCCCACCCACAGGUGGAAAGAUGGAGAAUCGACAAUCGACCUCACCUUCGCCACCGAGGAUCUUACAAGACACGUAACUCACUGCAAAAUUGAUGGAGGAUUAGACUGCGACUCUGACCACCUCCCGAUUGAUACGGCCCUCGACUGGGAGUGGAAAGCAGCAACUGUGACAAGGAAACGACUAUGGUCCAAGACGAAAAUACCAAUACUGCGACAAAUUGUAAAGGAUCGCCUUCAUCAAAACUACGACGGAAUGGAACCUAAGAAUGAAGGCGACAUUGAUGCACUCGUGUCCUCCAUCGUCAAGGCUCUCAAUGCGGGUAUUGAUGCAUCUACUCCCUGGUCCAACCCAUGUUCCCGGUCAAUAGCGGGAUUUGAUCAAGAAUGCAAAGAUAUCUGUACGGAAGUCCAGCAGUUGCGCCGACGGUGGCAACAAACAAGGCAAGACGACGACUACGAAGCGUAUCGACAAGCACGAAAUAAGAAAGGUCGGCAUAUUCAGAAAUUGCUACGUAACAGUCACCGCCAAAGAGUAGAAGAAGCAUCGUCAGCGAAAAAUGGAUUAUGGAAACUAGUGAAGUGGGCCAAGAAUAGACAAGAUAUAUCGCCCGCCUGCACCCCAGCACUCGCCAAACCCGAUGGAACACUUGUUCAUCGCCCAGAAGAAAAGGCAGAAUUGCUGCGCCAGGCCUUCUUUCCCCCUCCUUGUCAGGCCGACCUCUCGGAUAUCAGUGGAUACCAGUACCCUCCGUCAAUUGAAUGCCCCGACAUCACUUUGCCGGAGAUUGAGAAGGCAAUGCGCAGGGCCGCCCCAAACAAAGCCCCUGGCGCCGACGGUAUCAUCAAUGGCGUCCUGCACCAGACACUCGAUAUCCUUCUCCCCAGCCUCCACAAACUGUUCAACGCCUGCCUCCAACUGGGCUACUGCCCCCAACACUUCAAGGAAGCGGUUACCGUAGUCCUCCGCAAACAGGGCAAAGACGACUACGCACAACCUAAAUCGUACAGACCGAUUGCCCUGCUCAAUACAUUGGGUAAAGUGAUGGAAGCCAUCAUGGCCAACCGUCUUGCCUACCUUGCUGAUGUUCACCAUUUAUUACCCAGCAGACAUACUGGAGGUCGGAAACUCGCAUCGACAGAACACGCCAUACACUUCCUUCUUCAACGAAUACACCAGGCAUGGUCCGAGGGCAAAGUAGCCUCCUUGCUGCUGCUUGACGUUUCAGGAGCCUAUGAUAAUGUGUCCCAUGAACGAUUACUACACAACCUUCGCAAGCGUCGAGUAAGUGAGAAGAUUGUACGAUGGGUAGCAUCCUUUCUCAGCGACCGGUCCGCGACUCUGAAGAUGCAAGAAUACACUGCACCCGUAACACCAAUCAAAACGGGAAUUGCGCAAGGAUCACCCUUCUCGCCGAUCCUCUACCUGUUCUAUAACGCGGACCUGAUUGAGGCAUGCAUGACGCCGGAGACAGAAGCGGUGGGAUAUAUUGACGACGUUUCUAUCCUGGCAGUUGGCCCAUCAGCGCCACGGAACUGCAAAACCCUCAAAGCCAUCCACCGGAAAGCCCAGGACUGGGCAACGAAACACGGUUCUCAAUUCUCCCCGGCAAAAUAUGAGCUUUCCUUCUCCUUCGUCGAGAACCCCAUCCUUCGAGAAAUCUUCGACUACUUGAGUCCAUCCAUUUCGAUCCAACGCGCCAACUUGAGUGCCAGUGCUAUCCGAUAUAAGAUCAUUGAAGAGUAUAACCGCCACAAGCAAAAGGUUAUUGAGGUGCUGAGGAACUCCAGUGGAUUGCUUCAUAUAUCAUUUGAUGGCUGGACCUCUCGAAAUAAGCUCGCCCUGUAUGGGAUUGCUUGCUUUUUCAGAGAUGAGAAGGAUCGGCCAUGCAAAAUCAUAAUUGGGGUUCCAGAGGCUCAUCGUCACUUCGGCUCAACAAUCGGUGGGGAGGUUCUCGACGUCCUACAUACUCUUGGCGUGAGUCCAGAGAAGAUUGGCUAUUUCACGCUUGACAACGCUGAAAAUAACGAUACUGCAAUGGAUGUUAUUGGUGCUGAACUUGGGUUCAAUGGCCGAUUACGCCGAGGACGCUGUAUUGGCCACACAAUUAACUUGUCAGCCAAGUCGCUCUUAUAUGGCAGAAACACCGACGCGUUCGAGCAGCAAUUAUCAGGCGCAGAAGCGUUAUCUGAUGCUGAAUACGCUCGAUGGCGCAAAAAAGUACCUGUUGGCAAGUUACAUAAUAUCGUUGUUGAUGUGCGCAUUAGCCACCGGUUAACUUACUUCUUCAAGGAGGUCCAGAUGGAAGAAAUCAAUCGCGCCACUACCCUUAAAUUACGAUGGAAGAAACCGCUCAAGCUAAUCGUGGAUAAUGACACGCGGUGGCUGUCACAACUCUACAUGAUCCGCAGAGCUCUACGGUUGAGAACAUCUGUCGAACUGCUACUUAUCAGGUAUAAGGCGCAGUGGGAGGACGAAAAUCGGUCUAAAAGGACUGGCCAAGUAACACAAGCCAGGUUGGCGAAGAAACCACGCAUCCUGCGAGACGAGAAUCAAUUAGCAGACAAGGACUGGGAGGUUCUUUACCAUCUGGAGGCUAUUUUGACUGUUUUUGAGACUGUGGUAAAGACACUUGAGGGCGACGGGCAUAUCCGCAAGCGUAAGCAAGGCUGGACCGGCUCCUAUGGCAACAUCUGGGAUGUGGUGCUUGGCUACGAGUUGCUACUUAACACACUGGAGGAAUAUAAACAGCUUGCUGCUGGUUUUCCUGACCCCGAGCAUUUCCGCAUUGGAAUCAACCUUGCUUGGGAUAAGCUGGAUGAAUAUUAUCAGCGGCUGGACGAGACGCCGAUUUAUUAUACCGCUAUGGCGCUCCAUCCAGCCUAUCGUUGGGACUGGUUUGACGAAACGUGGUCACAUAAGCCUAGUUGGGUUAAAAAGGCAAAAGAGAUGGUUGCCGACGUCUGGCUGUCUGAGUACGCUCAUCUUGAGGUUAGAACUACCAGCAGUAGAGGCGACGACGAGCCACCAGCAAAAAGGCCUCGGUUUUUCAACCCUUUCGAGAAGAACAGUCGUCAGCCAAGCUCAAUGCCAGCCUAUGCAGCAGCUAUAAUUGGCGACGAGUACCAGGCGUGGCAGACGGAUCCGAGGGUAACUGGGCAGCUUCCCCUCGUCUCAAAUGCCUCGCUAUCCCACAGUUUGUGGAUUAUCCAUUCGUGGUUUUACAAGCCAUACGCCUAA
Metarhizium robertsii ARSEF 23 is the source of this 3336-nucleotide messenger RNA. Its product is annotated as Reverse transcriptase. The transcript is spliced from 5 exons. The record is from RefSeq and is a predicted model, not a curated record. The coding region runs from base 1 to 3336 and encodes 1111 amino acids. Lineage: Eukaryota; Fungi; Ascomycota; Sordariomycetes; Hypocreales; Clavicipitaceae. Gene Ontology annotation, molecular function: catalytic activity.